AUGGAACGCAAUCUUCAGCUCCUGUUAUCCAAAAAACUCCUAUUUCUUUGGCCUUGCCCAGGAUAUAAAAACGAAUUUGGUCGGUCUGACCGGGAAACUGUAAGUAGAAUUGGACCUUUUCUAUUAAAAUCUGCACAAGGGUGGUUUUCUGUAUGGCAACCUACUGAAGAAAAUUUCAAGAUUGAAUUUUCCGCAUCAUUUCCUAAACAGAAAAAUCUAGAAAAAUGCUGA
This is a messenger RNA of Acanthoscelides obtectus, 231 nucleotides long. The record is from the annotation of a GenBank genome assembly. Lineage: Eukaryota; Metazoa; Arthropoda; Insecta; Coleoptera; Chrysomelidae.